Psammomys obesus (fat sand rat) is the source of this 921-nucleotide messenger RNA. RefSeq names its product taste receptor type 2 member 104-like. Lineage: Eukaryota; Metazoa; Chordata; Mammalia; Rodentia; Muridae. Gene Ontology annotation, biological process: G protein-coupled receptor signaling pathway; detection of chemical stimulus involved in sensory perception of bitter taste; sensory perception of taste. Gene Ontology annotation, cellular component: membrane. The transcript has a single exon. Gene Ontology annotation, molecular function: G protein-coupled receptor activity. The record is from RefSeq and is a predicted model, not a curated record. The coding region runs from base 1 to 921 and encodes 306 amino acids.
AUGCUAAGUGCAGUGGGAAGUAUUCUCCUCUUUGUUGCCACUGGUGAAGCUGUGAUGGGAGUUUUAGGGAACACAUUCAUUGCACUUGUGAACCUCACAGACUAUGCCAAGAACAAGAGGCUUUCUAAGAUUCGCUUCAUUCUCACUGGCUUGGCAACUUCCAGGAUUUGUCUCAUAUGGAUAAUAACUGUUGACACAUACACAAAGUUGUUCUCCACACAUACACUUACCUAUGGCACACUAUAUGAAUACAUCAACUACCUCUGGGUAAUUAUGAACCACCUGAGCAUCUGGUUUGCCACUAGCCUCAGCAUCAUCUAUUUUCUGAAGAUAGCAAAUUUUUCUCACUAUGCUUUUAUCUGGUUGAAGAGGAGAGCUGAUGGAAUUUUUAUCUUUCUAAUAGGAUGCUUGUUUGUCUCAUUGCUUAUUGAUACUCCAAAAAUUGUGAAGAUGUUUAAUGAUUAUAAAAUGCAAUAUAGAAACGGUUCCUGGUCCAUUCACCUACAAGCAAAAGAGUUACUUAUUAACUACAUCUUUUUUCAGUUUGGAAUUGUUUUCUACUUUUUGAUAUCUGCCAUUACAUGUCUCCUCUUGAUCAUUUCCCUUUGGAGACACAACAAGCAAAUGCAAUCCAGUUUCUCAGGAUUCCAAGACCUCAACACAGAAGCUCAUGUGAAAGCCAUGAAGGUUUUAAUUCCUUUUAUCAUCCUCUUUAUCUUGUAUUUUGUAGGUUUGGCCAUAGAAAUAGUAGGCUUCUUUUGGCAUAAACUGCUGUUUCUUUUUGGUGUGAUAAUUAUGUUCAUGUAUCCCUGCUGUCACUCAUUUAUUCUAAUUCUAGCAAACAACCAACUGAAGAAAAGUUCUUUAAGGUUAUUGCAGCAGUUGAAGCGCUGGAACAUUGGAGAUCUUAGAAAAAAAUAA